Lineus longissimus is the source of this 1419-nucleotide messenger RNA. RefSeq lists its product as uncharacterized. The record is from RefSeq and is a predicted model, not a curated record. Gene Ontology annotation, biological process: cell adhesion involved in heart morphogenesis; larval heart development. Gene Ontology annotation, molecular function: catalytic activity. Gene Ontology annotation, cellular component: extracellular matrix. Lineage: Eukaryota; Metazoa; Nemertea; Pilidiophora; Heteronemertea; Lineidae. The transcript has a single exon. The coding region runs from base 1 to 1419 and encodes 472 amino acids.
AUGACCGCAAACCUCUCCGCGACCCUCGCGCCCACUCCCAGCCACCUAAGCCAGCCCAUCCCGGCAGACGUAUGCAGGCCACGACCUCCUUCUCCCUCCUUGAGCGUCCCAGGCAGCCCAGUCCGCGCCUCAACACCUAAGCGACCCAAACCCAAAGCAAGAGCUCCCACGCCGACGCCCCCAGGAAGACAACUGAGACGCCUCAACGUGAAUUGCAACUCGAUCAGUUCCAAGCGUGGUAGUUUUCAGCACCUAGUCGAUACUCAUGACCCGGACAUUGUCGUCGCCACGGAGACCAAACUGACAAGCAGCAUUAAUAAUGGAGAAAUAGGGGCCCCAGACCAAAUUUCGGCCAAGUACAACAUCUUCAGAGAGGACCGAAAUGCCAAAAACCUAGGAGGUGGUGUGAUGAUUGCAGUGAAAAGCGAAAUCGCGAGCAGCAUCAUGCCAAACCUGGACACAGAUUGUGAAAUCCUCUGGGUCCAGAUCAGCCUGAAGGUGGAUAAGAACAUAAUCAUUGGAGGUUUCUACCAUCCCCACACAGCCAACUCAACCAGCUGUGAUGCCUUCGAAACCGCUCUGCAGCGCCUACCUCCGUCCGCCACCACCAACUUAUGGAUAGCCGGAGACUUCAACCUCCCAGAUAUCGACUGGAGAUCCAACUCAAUGAAGAAGGAUGCCAGCAACGUAGGGAUACAGCGUCGUUUCCAAGAUAUCUUUGAUGAUGCAGGACUGACCCAAAUGAUCACCGAACCAACCAGAGCCAACAACACCCUAGAUCUCUUUCUCACCAACAACGAGACACUAAUAUCCAACUGGAAAGUAGUUGAAGGCAUAUCGGACCACGACAAAGCGGUUCUCAUCGACGGUCUUCUCCCCCCGCACAGGCUCAAGCAGACACCAAGACAAAUCCCUCUGUAUAAAAAGGCGGAUUGGUCUAAAAUGGAACACGCCAUGGACAACGUCUACAAUGAGCUGAGGGCCAAAGCAGGAAGCACUGUCGAAAUGAUGUGGACAUCCCUUAAGAACGCACUAUCGGAUGCCAUCAGCGCCAACAUACCACACAAGACCGCCAGGCGCAAAGAUCAAAAGCCGUGGAUAACGAAUCCCAUACGCAAGCUGAUGAAGAAGAGCACAGCACUAAGCAAAAGAAAGCACAAGAACAACUACUCACGCCAGGACAGUCAAAAACAUCGUGAACUGAGGGCCAAGAUACAAAAGAAGAUCAGACAGUCCUACUGGAUUUACAUCGAAGACAUCCUCACCCCAAACACCAAUAGCAUGGAGGACAGGACAAAAGCAAACAAGAGGUUUUGGACCCUAAUCAAACACACCAAGUGGGACAGCAUAGGAAUACCGCAGAUGAAGAGCCCUAACGGCGAUACGGUGGUAGACAGUCAAGGAAGGCAGAGCUACUAA